Messenger RNA from Aphanomyces invadans, 609 nucleotides. RefSeq lists its product as hypothetical. The record is from RefSeq and is a predicted model, not a curated record. Bases 1 to 609 code for a protein of 202 amino acids. The transcript has a single exon. NCBI's taxonomy places the organism in Eukaryota, Oomycota, Saprolegniomycetes, Saprolegniales, Verrucalvaceae.
AUGGAGCACAGCACGAGGCAUGGCAUGCAAGGCGCGACGAACGGCAUGCCUUUCGACGCCCUUGGCCCUACCUUUCUUGCGGCGCGAUCCCACCCAUCACGUGCAAAGCGCGGAUGCCAUGGCGGGGCGAAUGGCGACUACAUCCAGAAGGUUGAUGCGCCUUUCGAUCGACGACCGAGCUGUGUUAACAGGGGCGGCGGCCUACCAAAUUCUGCGUCGCUGAAACGCGACUGUAUCGGCCAAGUGCGCGUGCUUGACGAGCAAGUGGAGAGUCUGUGCGUCUUCGGGGAGGGCGUCGACGGCGACGGGAUCGGCAAAGUAGAAGCGCUGCCACUGCCGGAGGUAGCGCAUCCAUCUCUCCAUGCUUUGCGCAUUCGACGCGAGAAACACAAACGACUGGGAACCACCCACGGCGUUGAACACGUCCAGUUGGAACAGCGUCGACGUCUGCACUUGGCGAACGUCCACGUGCCGCUUGGUGAGGGCCACGGACACUUGAAGCGCUUGGCGGUUGGCCCCCGAAAACAUGUGCAGGUAGCCUUCCUCCACAACGACAUAGAAGACUUGACCCCCCAGCCACCGACCGUCGCGCGCGUCAUGGCUGAGUAG